GCCACCAACAUGGCGGCUGCCUGACCGCUGCCCCGCCGCCACCGACACGGGGAGCGGGGGAGCGGCGCCGCCGCCGCCCGCCCGGCCCGCACACAGGUUGUGCCAAGGAAUAAGCCAAGAAAAAGCUUUGUUUUAUCCUAGCAUGGCAAAUGAAGAAGAUGAUCCAAUUAUACAAGAGAUUGACGUGUUCCUGGCCAGAAGUCUACUGGAGAAGCUCUAUCUAUUUCAGUAUCCCAUUCGCCCAGCUUCCAUGACCUACGAUGAUGUUACACAUUUGUCAGCGAAGAUAAAACCAAAGCAGCAAAAGGUUGAACUGGAAAUGGCCAUCGAUACUUUGAAUCCGAACUAUUGUCGCAGCAAGGGAGAGCAGAUUGCUCUCAAUGUGGAUGGCACCUGUACAGAUGAAACAAGCACCUAUUCCUCGAAGCUGAUGGACAAGCAAACUUUCUGCUCUUCCCAAGCUGCCAGUAACGUUUCCCGCUAUGCAGCUGCUGUUUAUAAAAAAGGUGAACUUCACUUGACUCCACUACAUGGAAUUCUUCAGCUGAGGCCAAGCUUCACCUACUUGGACAAGGCUGAUGCAAAACACCGAGAAAGAGAAGCUGCUAAUGAAGGUGGUGAUUCAUCCCAGGAUGAAGCUGAAGAUGAUGUUAAGCAAAUUACUGUCCGAUUCUCCCGCCCUGAGACCGAACAAGCUCGGCAGCGACGUGUUCAGUCCUAUGAGUUCCUGCAGAAGAGACAGGCAGAAGAGCACUGGGUUCACCUGCAUUAUUAUGGCUUGAGGGAUAGCCGUUCUGAGCACGAGCGCCAGUAUUUAUUUAGCCAAGGUCAUGGCCUUGCUGAAAACACAGAAUUAAUUAAAUCUCCCAGUGAAUAUUUAAUGAUGCUGAUGCCUCCAAGCAUAGAGGAAGAGAAUGAGAAACCAAUGGCUCCAAGCAAUGUGCUUUCUAUGGCCCAGCUGAGGACUUUACCCCUUGCUGAUCAGAUCAAGAUCCUGAUGAAGAAUGUGAAGGUGAUGCCGUUCGCCAACCUGCUGGGUCUGCUGGGCUCGGGCACCGACCCCACGGCCGUGCUGCGCUGCGUGCAGCAGGUGGCGCUGCUGGUCCAGGGAAACUGGGUGGUGAAGAGUGAUGUUCUCUACCCGAAAGAUACUUCUAGUCCUCAUAGUGGAGUUCCUGCAGAAGUGCUCUGUAGAGGGAGAGAUUUUGUUAUGUGGAAGUUCACCCAGGACCGCUGGGUGGUGAGAAAGGAAGUAGCAGCAGUUACAAAACUUUGCCCAGAAGAUGUGAAAGACUUCCUAGAGCACAUGUCUGUGGCAAGAAUAAACAAAGGUUGGGAGUUCAUGCUCCCUUACGAUGAAGAUUUUGUUAAGAAGCAUCCAGAUAUAGUUCAGAGGCAACAGAUGCUGUGGAUGGGCAUUCAGGCCAAAUUAGAAAAGGUCUAUAAUCUCUUAAAGGAGCACUUGACACCAAAGAAACAAGAGGCACAAUCAGCUCAUCCCUUGCUGGUUUCUGGGGAGCAAAGGGUCAACAUGGCUAAAGCAAAAGUCAAGCAGAACUUUGGGCAGCUGGAGAAGGAGUUCCAGAGGCAGAAGGCAGAGAUGAAAUCCAACGACAGCUCGGCCAAGCCGGAUGUUGCCAAUAUCCGCAUCAAGGAGGAGCCUGUGAGCGUGGAGGAGCCCAUGGACACCUCAGCCCACGAGGGCCUGAACAAUGGCCUGGUGAACGGCCUGCACCCAGCCCAGGGCCCCUUGGACCCUGUCAAUGGCCACCUGCCUGGGGGCUGCAUCGACAGGGUCGCCCAGGAACUGAAGGCCUUUGUGUCCUCCACGUUUAAGAAACAGUUUGUGCUCACCCUGAGUGAGCUGAAACGGUUAUUUAACCUCCACUUAGCCAGUCUGCCUCCAGGACAUACCUUGUUCAGUGGCAUUUCAGACAAAAUGUUACAGGACAUGGUGUUGGACACUGGCUGCAAACAGAUUUUGGUGCCUUUUCCUCCACAGACUGCUGCCUCACCAGAUGAACUAAAGGUCUAUGCACUUUGGGAAGCUGGUGACACUUAUGAUCAGCAUCGCCAAGUUUUGCUUGAAAUCUUUUCGAAGAACUACCGAGUGCGCAGGAAUGUCAUCCAGAGCCAGCUGAGUCAGGAGUGUGGGGAGGAUCUCAACAAGCAGGAGGUGGAUAGAGUGUUAAAGGACUGCUGCGUGAGCUACGGAGGAAUGUGGUAUCUUAAGGGCACGGUGCAGUCCUGACAGCGGGGCAGAGGUGUCGGGUGACCCCGGGGACACAGGAGGAGCCCCAGCGGGUGGCACAGGCGGAGCAGCGCCGUGGCCUCGGCAGCCAGGGCGGGAUCUGGGCUGCCCUGGGCCCGCGGGCAGCCCCUGCCAGCCCCAGACUCAGAGUUUGCAUGGCCUCCGAGGCGCAGAGCUGCCGCGAAGGCACCGUGGGACCCUGUCUGCAGCUUGAUUAAUCUGGGAUUUCUAAUGUAUUGCAAUUCUCCUUCUGUUUCGUUAUGACAAAAUAAAACCAUAUAGUGACACAGACAUGAUGGAAAAUCAUGGUCUAAAACUUUAUUUUGUAAGUAAUGCCAAUAAAUUAAAUUUGUUUACAAACAUCCCAGUUUUUGUUAAAUCCCUGGAUGCUCAUACUUUAGUGUGAGCAUUGUCAUAGCCCUUGCAGCCCUCUUCAUAGAGAGCAGGUAGUCGUGUUCAUGGGAAUGUCAGGCCUGGGAGGGGGGAACAAAAUCACUGUCUGUGAACUCUGUACUACAUAACCAUUGUUCUCACCUGUUGUCUGUGAAAUGAGUUCUUUGGAGAAGUACCUACAUCUGAGACAUGGGGAACAGCUACUGGAUUUCUUCUGCUGGUGUGGGGAUGGUUUGAGGGACCUUGUGCAUUACUGUAUGUGACAGAGCAAGGUAAGUAACCGAGAGCACCCUUUGGAAGGCAUCCAGCUCUAGUUACCACACAGCAACCAUGUAAAACCUCUAUUUUGUGUAAUUUUUAAAUAAAAUUUUAUCUCAAAGGUUAAUUCUA
Messenger RNA from Agelaius phoeniceus (red-winged blackbird), 3034 nucleotides. It is a transcript of the gene POLR3E, whose product is annotated as RNA polymerase III subunit E. Gene Ontology annotation, biological process: tRNA transcription by RNA polymerase III. Lineage: Eukaryota; Metazoa; Chordata; Aves; Passeriformes; Icteridae. The record is from RefSeq and is a predicted model, not a curated record. Gene Ontology annotation, cellular component: RNA polymerase III complex; nucleus.